Molecule: messenger RNA, 1323 nt
Organism: Lachancea dasiensis
Lineage: Eukaryota; Fungi; Ascomycota; Saccharomycetes; Saccharomycetales; Saccharomycetaceae
Source: the annotation of a GenBank genome assembly
AUGGCAGAACCUCAGAGCGUGAUAACUCAGGUUUCGGCGGACCAGGGCCUGCCCCCUGUAAUGCAAGACCAAGGGCAGGACUUUCUGGACGACGAUUCUUUGAUUCAUAUGAACAUCCAAGAAAACCACUAUUACAUCACCAGAGACCAGCUCAUGUCCCUUCCAGAGUCGCUGCUGCUGUGCUUGUUCCCCUCUGGCGUGUUUAUGGACCGGACGGGCCAGGUGAUCACAAAUUUGACCUCGCAGGACGAAGUCUACGUUGGCAACUUCGCGCCCGACUGCUUUGAGUACAUCAUGGAAAAUUACGUACGGGCACAGGAAGAUCUAGUUAAUUUUCCCGUGGAAGAGAUUUUCGAUCGUGGUUUGUCCUCCCGCGAGCCUUCUCGUUUUUUUGGCUUCUCUUCGCCUAACGCUCUGUCUCCCGCAGGCCACUCAGAAGCAGAUAUUCUGCAUGAAAAGCCCAGUAUCAUUGUGCUACGAGAAGAUCUGGACUACUACUGCGUUCCAUUCCAACCAUUGUCGUAUCCUGAAGAUGCCUCCGACGAAUUGAAGACAGGGCUGGACGAGAAUUUUAUCUCCCAGGUCAAACUGGCUGCUGGCAGCUAUUUAUCAGUACAAACUAGUGUAUUCCAGGGGCUUCAUAGCUCUAACAGACUCAAAAAGCCUCAGAGCGACUCCCCAGAUCAACCUACACCCAAAUUGGGACCCGCAGAACAACACCUCAUGGACAUGCUGUGCUCUUCUGGUUUUCAAGGCACUUCAGUUUGGGGGAACCGUGCACAAGAACCCGGCAAGAGCGUCAUCAGCUCCUUGUCACUUUGCCGUUUGAUGAAUGAAACUACGCAGGAGUUUCGUGAUCAAGUAGAGGAGGCCAAGAAAAACCAUGAAGAAAAAAUGCUCAGCACUCGCGCGCAAUCGGAGUCACCGUCCUUGACGCCACUCCAAUCGCCUUCGCAACAGCACAAUGACACCAAGCGGAAAUCCAGACUAUCCUCCCUUGCCGACAACGUUCGCUCCCGGUCAGCUUCCCGCCACCGGUCCUCAUCCAGGCAGCGCCAGGACCAGGCCCCUACUUUGUAUGAGCUAGUAUCCAAACCGGAUAUCAAUUCCAAGCUGCUACUGUUCUGGAAGAAACCCGCUCGUAAAUGUUGGUGGGGCGAAGAAGAAUUGAAGCUUCCUCUAAAACUCUACGGCCAAGUCAACCCCGAAACUGGGGAGCUCCUACUGCUGCCCGAUGGGCCAAUAGUGACAGUCGAAGUCCCAAUCAAACUGCAUAUACGGAGAGUUUGGACUCUGGAACUGAGCGUCGUCGGCGUCGAAUAA